Belonocnema kinseyi is the source of this 967-nucleotide messenger RNA. RefSeq names its product protein lethal(2)essential for life-like. The transcript has 2 exons. The record is from RefSeq and is a predicted model, not a curated record. Gene Ontology annotation, molecular function: protein folding chaperone. Bases 173 to 778 code for a protein of 201 amino acids. Lineage: Eukaryota; Metazoa; Arthropoda; Insecta; Hymenoptera; Cynipidae. Gene Ontology annotation, biological process: protein refolding; response to heat.
UACCAUUCAAGUAAAACCACAGUAAGCAACGGAUCUCUUGCAUCUAUUUAAACUAUUAACUGUAAUUAAAAAUUAAAGUGUUUUUUAAGUUUCCAUACAUUCGAAUAUUUAACGAAAAUUUAAAUUCUCGUGUGAGAUCAAAUUCCAAGUAAUAAUUACAGUCGAUUCGAAAAUGGCAAUUCUGCCAACAACGAUGCACCCUAACUGGUGGGCAGAUGAAGAUUUUGGUGCCCUAAGCCUAGGUCCAUAUUUGAAUAAUACUCACGGCAUUCGACACGACGAUGUUUUGGCUCCGCAUAUGCCAUUUGCGCCUCCACAUAUUAUGCAACGGCAUUUGCAUCAAAGAGGAAUGUUAAAAUCGAUGUAUGCGAGGCCAUGGCUACGGAAUAGCGAUGCAUCAAAUAUAGUUUCUACUGUCAAGGCAGAAAAGGAUCAGUUUCAUGCAGUUCUAGACAUGCUGCAUUUCAUGCCCGAUGAAAUAACCGUAAAAGUCGUUGACAAAUUUGUCUUGGUCGAAGGUAAGCAUGAUGAAAAACAAGACGAACACGGAUGGAUUUCCAGACGUUUCUCCAGAAAAUACCAGGUUCCGGAAGAGUACGACCUUCACGAAGUCAAGUCCAGCCUUUCAUCGGACGGCGUUUUGACCAUUACAGCCCCCAGGAAAUACGAUCCAAAGCAUCAUCGGGAGAAACAUAUCAGUAUUGAAGUAACUGGAAAACCUGUGGCUCGCGAAAUUUUAGAGGCCAUGAAUGAAGAGAAGAAGCUAGAAAAAAAAUAAAAAUUUUAUAAUUAAUUUCAAUUCAAUUUGUUCUAAAGUCAUUCCUUUAUAAGUAUGUGCUUCAUAUGAUCUUAUGUUCGUAUUGAUGGUUCAAAGGAUAUGUUUAAAUUAAUUAGAAAUUAUUGUUGAUUUUUUUGUUAUAAUAUUUAAAAUAUAGUCUACGUUUUAUAAAAUAAACAAUACAAUAAA